Molecule: messenger RNA, 1385 nt
Organism: Marasmius oreades (fairy-ring Marasmius)
Lineage: Eukaryota; Fungi; Basidiomycota; Agaricomycetes; Agaricales; Marasmiaceae
Exons: 13
Coding region: 381-1307 (308 amino acids)
Cellular component (GO): cytosol
Molecular function (GO): aldose reductase (NADPH) activity
Source: RefSeq, a predicted model, not a curated record
UUAUGAUACUCGUUGAAUUCCUCCCUUCUAUGAUUUGGAAAGUGGUUUUUGGUAGAAAGAAGACGGUACCGGUGCUGUACGAUGUUGCUGUUACUGUUGUGAUAUACAAGCCCACUUGAGCCCAAUGCUACCCUACAGCCUAUGCGGAGUGCCGACGCGGAGAUAUACUUACAUCUUCCAGACUGGGUCCCGUCUUGAACUUUUAUAACAGGAUCUCCCAGGAUCUCCCCAGGCCUUGGGAUCCUGGGACAGCGGAACCGCAGCUAUUCUCCGUCAAUUCUCCGUGCUCAAGCACUCGACCCGACCUCGGCAGCACUGGCAGUAUAAAUACCCCACAUGAAUCUCGGUGUCAGUCGACGUCACCAAACCACCUUCCCGCCAUGUCCGCCAUCUCUAGCAAAUCUAUUGUAAUGAAGAACGGGCAGGAAUUGCCUAUGAUCAGUUUGGGAACCUAUGCUCCACCUACUGGAACAGCAAGAGAAGAUGCCUGGCGUUGGAUAUUGACUGGUCUAAAGGCAGGCUACCGCCACCUUGACACCGCAAGUGAUUAUGGUACUGAGAAAGCCGUUGGGAAAGCUUUGAAAGAGUCUGGCCUAAGACGUGAUGAGGUUUACAUCACGACAAAACUCCGACUCAACCAUGUCACCCGCGUAAAGCAAUCCUUUAACGAGAGUCUGACCAAUUUGGCUAUGGAUUAUGUCGACUUGUAUCUCGUUCACUGGCCUCAGGGUUCCCCCUAUCACGAGAGCGAUGAACUGGUCAAGAACCCUGAUGGCACCCUCAAGACACUAGAAAGUCCUACAUUUGUCGAAGUUUGGGCAGAAAUGGAGGAAAUUCUGAAAUCAGGCAAAGCCAAAUCUAUCGGUGUCAGCAACUUUUCGAUCAAGAAUUUGGAAAUACUUUUGAAAAACGCCAAGGUCGUUCCAUGCAAUAAUCAAGUGGAGAUUCACCCCUAUUUGCGGCAGGAUGACCUGCGGGAUUACUGCAAAGAAAAAGGCAUCACUCUCUCCGCCUAUACGCCAAGCGGCUGGGACAAAGUGCGCGGAGACCCCGUCAUUGUUGACCUGGCCCGAAAGUACGAUGUAUCGCCUCAGCAGGUCAUUCUUUCGUGGCAUUUAGCCAGAGAUAUGGUCGUGGUUACUGCAAGUAAGGACGAGGGGAGGCAGAAAGAUAAUCUGAAUUUACCCACCCUGAGCGAGGAGGACGUCUUGAAGAUCAAUGCGCUGGAUCGAGGUGAGAGGAUUUGCAACAAGCCUGAUGAAAAUGGCCAUAUUUUUGGUUGGACUCUUGAACAGAUGGGGUGGUAAAGUCCUUGAGAGCUAAGCCAAGAAUCGCACACCUUCAAUCAACGUGUAUCGGUUCUAUGUAACUCUAUCAUCAAAAAC